This is a messenger RNA of Pogonomyrmex barbatus (red harvester ant), 7193 nucleotides long. It is a transcript of the gene didum, whose product is annotated as dilute class unconventional myosin. Gene Ontology annotation, biological process: actin filament organization. NCBI's taxonomy places the organism in Eukaryota, Metazoa, Arthropoda, Insecta, Hymenoptera, Formicidae. The record is from RefSeq and is a predicted model, not a curated record. Gene Ontology annotation, cellular component: myosin complex; actin cytoskeleton; membrane. Gene Ontology annotation, molecular function: ATP binding; microfilament motor activity; actin filament binding.
CGUUGUCGCCGUCGUCGCCGUCGUCGUCGUCGUCGUCGUCGUCAUCGUCGACGUCGUCUUUGCCGCGCGUGUGCAUGUGUAAGGUGUGCGGUGGUACGCGCGCAUGAUCGUGUUGUACCUGACCUGCGUGCGGCGGUGAUACCUCCUGAUCCAGCUUCUACGUGCCCGACACCCUGGACCGAUCGCGAUGACUACGAGGGAGCUCUACGUUAAGGAUGGCCGAGUAUGGGUGCCGCAUCCGGAGAAGGUAUGGGAGGGCGCCGUGCUCCUGGAGAACUACAAGCAGAAUCAGCGGACGUUGAAGGUGCACACAGAGGAGUCGAAUCAGACGAGGACAUUGGAAAUCAGAUCGGACGCCGAUCUUCCGCCGCUUCGAAACCCCGAUAUCCUGAUAGGAGAAAACAAUCUCACGUCGCUGUCGUUUCUUCACGAGCCCGCCGUCCUCUACAAUCUCCAGGUCCGCUUUCAACGGCAUUCCAUUUACACCUACUGUGGCAUUGUCCUGGUAGCCUUCAACCCGUACAACGAAUUACCCAUCUACGGCAAUGACACGAUAUGGGCCUACAGGGGACAGGCGAUGGGCGACCUGGAACCCCACAUAUUCGCCGUGGCCGAGGAGGCCUAUACGAAAUUGGAGAGGGAGAACCAUGAUCAGUCGAUUAUUGUCUCCGGCGAAUCGGGCGCCGGCAAAACCGUCUCCGCGAAGUAUACCAUGCGGUAUUUCGCGACCGUUGGCGGAUCGGCGACGGAGACGCAGGUCGAAAAGAAGGUUCUCGCCUCUUCGCCCAUCAUGGAGGCGAUCGGAAACGCGAAGACUACCAGGAACGACAAUUCCUCCAGAUUCGGCAAGUUCAUCGAGAUCCAGUUCAACAAGAAUUAUCAUAUCACCGGUGCGAGCAUGAGGACCUACCUGUUGGAAAAGUCACGGGUGGUAUUUCAGGCGAACGAGGAACGAAACUAUCAUAUCUUCUAUCAGAUGUGCUCGGCGGCGAGGCGUCUUCCCCAUUUGCACCUGUCCGACCAGAAUCAGUUCCACUAUCUCAAUCAGGGCAACAACCCCAGGAUCGACGGCGUGGAUGAUCUCGCGUACUUCGACGAAACGAUCAGUGCGCUGACGAUGCUCGGCUUCACGUCCAAGCAGCAGGACGACAUGCUGCGCAUACUGGCGGCCAUAUUACACCUAGGUAACGUAGAUAUAAGCAGCCGCGUGAUCAAGGACGCAAAGGAUGGCGAGGUGGACACCGAGUCCUGUCACAUCUCGUCGUCGGACCGGCAUCUACUCAUCCUUUCCGAGCUGCUGGGUGUCGACGUGAACGGGAUGCGCAAGUGGCUGUGCCAUCGAAAGAUCGUCUCGACGCGAGAGGUCUUCCUGAAGCCUAUGACCGUGGAUCAGGCAAUCGGCGCGCGAGAUGCACUGGCUAAGCACAUCUACGCCGAGCUGUUUAAUUGGAUCGUGACGGGUAUCAACAGCUCGCUGCAGUCACCCGGUCCAGUGUAUCGCUUUAUCGGCGUACUAGACAUCUACGGCUUCGAGACGUUUGAUAUAAACUCAUUCGAGCAGUUCUGUAUCAACUACGCGAACGAGAAGCUCCAGCAGCAAUUCAAUCAGCACGUCUUCAAACUGGAGCAAGAGGAAUAUCUGAAGGAGGACAUCGAGUGGACCUUCAUCGAUUUCUAUGACAAUCAACCGUGCAUCGACCUGAUCGAGACCAGACUCGGCAUUCUGGAUCUCCUCGACGAAGAGUGCCGCAUGCCGAAGGGUUCGGACGCUUCCUGGGCGGAGAAACUCUAUGCCAAGUGCAUAAAGUCUAAGCACUUUGAAAAGCCGCGAUUCGGCACGUCGGCCUUCCUGAUCCACCACUUCGCCGAUCUCGUGCAGUACGAGACCGUGGGUUUCCUGGAGAAGAAUCGCGACACCGUGAUCGAGGAGCAGAUAGACGUGCUGAGAAGUGGCGAGAAUAAGCUGCUGAGAAAGUUGUUCCGCGAGGAGGAUCCCAAGCUGGCGGUGCCGCACGCGAGGGUGAAGGUGUCCGCCCAGAAGAGCGCGCCGAUGAACACGAGCAACAAGCAGAACAAGAAGACAGUCGGCUCGCAGUUCCGCGACUCCCUCAACAUGCUGAUGGCCACGCUGAACGCCACCACGCCGCACUACGUGCGCUGCAUCAAGCCGAACGACGCGAAGGAAGCCUUCGAGUACAGUCCGGUGCGAGCGGUGCAGCAGCUACGCGCCUGCGGCGUCCUGGAGACCAUCAGGAUCUCCGCCGCGGGCUUCCCGAGCCAGCGUACGUACGGCGACUUCUUCCAGAGGUACCGCUGCCUCUGCAGGUUCAAGGAGAUACGGCGGGAUGAUCUGAAGGAGACCUGCCGGCGCAUCCUCGCCAGGUACAUCAACGACGAGGACAAGUUCAAGUUCGGCAAGACGAAGGUGCUCUUCAGGGCCGGCCAGGUGGCGUAUCUGGAGAAGCUACGGGCUGAGAGGCAACGUGAUGCCUGCGUCAUGAUCCAGAAGACCGCGCGUGGUUUGAUACACUAUAACAGGUACAAGAAGAUUCGCAGGUCGAUCCUCGGCCUUCAGAGGUAUGGCAGGGGUUACAUUGCUCGGCAGAAGGCGGAGGCUAUUAGAAGGGAAAGGGCAGCGGUAAAGAUCCAGGCGCGAGUGAAGGGCUGGCUGCAAAGACGGUGGUACCUGCAGAUGAAACGCACGAUUCUCGGUUUGCAGACGCGCGGCAGGGGCAACAUGGCUCGCGUUAGGUACAGAAUAAUGAAGGACAACGCCGCCGCGACGGUGAUCCAGAGAUUCGCUCGUGGAUAUCUUGUGAGAAUGGCGUGCAAGAAGAAACUCAGAGAUAUAAUCAUCGUGCAAUCGUGCAUCAGAAAGCGACAAGCGAAGAAGGUCUUCAGGCGGUUGAAGGCCGAGGCCAGAAGCGUGGAGCACGUCAAGUCGCUCAACAAAGGGCUGGAGAUGAAGAUCAUUACGUUGCAGCAAAAGAUAAACGAAUUGGCGAAAGAGAAUCAGCACUUGAAGAACGUACAAAAUGAAAUGAUAGACUUGAAGUGCAAGCUGGAUGGUUUGAAAUCCGUCGACAUUGAGAAUAAGAAAUUGAACGGAGUGGUGCAGAGUAAAGAAAGGGAGCUUAAAAUGAUGGAAGAAAUUCUGCAGCGAGAGAAAGACGAGAAGAUGGAUAUAUUGCACGAUAAAGAGAGAGCUGCUUUACAGAAAGACGAGGAAAAUAAAAAAUUGCAGAAGGAGAACGAGAGAUUGCGUAAGGAACUUUCGAUAGCGACUGAGAAGCUGAAGAGCAACCAGCGCGGUGCCGAGGAAAAUUUGAAAUAUCGACUCGAGCAGGAAAAAGAUUUGCUCCGAUUGGAACAGGAUCAGGAUCGCGGGGCCUAUCAAAGAUUGCUCAAGGAUUAUCACGAGUUGGAACAGCAUGCGGAAAUUCUGGAACAAAAAUUGGCGUCGCAAGGAAUACUUGGACAUUCGCGUUCUUUGAGCAAUGCUUCCAGCGGCAGUGGCCAGAUUACAUCGACGGAGAAUCCGCAAGAUGAUCAGAACGAUUUUGGUUAUGGUUCCGUGAGAUCCACGGCUUCCUCAUCGACCCUCUACUCGCGAGUGGAAACGAUCGACUGGAAUCAGCAACGAUCGGACAGUCCACCCGACGGAGAAGUUCAAGCGAGCAAAUCGCCUUCGGAGGUUCCCGCGCCCUCACACGCUCCCGUGGACAUUGGUCUCGUUCUAAAGCUGCAACAAAAGCUGAAGGAUGUCGAGAAAGAAAAAGGUAGACUGGUCAGAAUGGUCGAAGAUCUGGAACGCGAUAGUAAUGAGGAGUCCAUCAGAACGCAGGAUUCGUUCAGACUCCAAGAACUGGAAAUGGAGAACGCGCAACUUAAAAAGGACUUGAACUCACUGAGGAAAACCGUGUCGUCAGCCAGUCCGUCGUCCGCGCAGCAAAAUCUCAUGAUACAAUUUGAGGCGCUACAAGAGGAAUUGGAGAGGAGAAGAGAAGAGUGUAUUCAAUUGCAUAGCGUGCUGGCUGAUCAUACACGCAGAAUGAAGAGCUUAGGUUCUAAUUAUGGUCGUGAUGUGGACAUCAUAAACGAGGACGGCGAGCUGGUACUUGCCUUCGAGGCGCAGAAGAAAAUUAACAGUAAACUUAAGACAAAGGCACCGAGAGGAGAACAACUGGAGGACGAGCUGCAGGCGAAGGAGAGAAACUGGCGGUCACAAAGGGACGAGUGGCGAAAUGAGAUAGACAGGCUGCAAGAAGAAAUCGAAAAGCAGCAGAAGUUGCUCUCCAUUAAUUUAAGUAAAUCGCCGCAAACCCAAGCAGAGCUUUACAUGCAGUACGAGGUUGCCAGAUUGACAUCCGAAAAUCUGGAACUUCAAGAAAAAUAUGAUAAAAUGGCGGAGGAAUGCAGACGCUUUAAGAAACAAUGCAGAAUCCUGGCGAAGCGACUCAAGGAUGCUGGCUACGAAGGAGAGGAACGUCCUUAUAUGCUGAAAAGUGCCGUGCCUAAUGCGGUGGAAUAUGCAAAUGGUUGCGCCGCCGUUUCCGACACUCACAGAGAAGGAAGUAACAUGCCUAUUAUUCGCAAAAAAGAAAGAGACUAUGAAGGAAUGUUCGAAUUCAGAAAAGAGGAUAUUAAUGUAAUCAUACGCCAUCUGGUCAUUGAGCUAAGGCCCCGAAUAGCGGUGACGCUGCUGCCGGGCCUACCGGCCUACAUCCUCUUUAUGUGCAUCAGACACACCGACUGCAUCAACGAUGACGAUAAAGUACGGUCGCUGUUAACCGAGUAUCUGAAUGCCGUUAAACGUGUGCUGAAGAAACGAGAUGACUUCGACUCGAGGGUGCUUUGGCUAAGCAACACCCUGCGUUUGUUACACAACAUGAAGCAAUACUCCGGUGACAAGCCAUUCCAGAUCGAGAACACACCUAGGCAGAACGAACAGUGUCUGAGAAACUUCGACCUGAGCGAGUACCGUGUCGUGCUGAGCAACGUGGCCCUCUGGAUCUUCAACAAUCUCAUUACGAAUCUCAAGGAGAGGAUUCAAGCGCUAACGGUGCCAGCCUUGCUGGAACACGAGGCGAUAUCCGUUCCGACCGACAAGACCGGGCGACCCAGGUCGUCGUCCAUGGGCGGGGAGCCGGAUUCCACGCAGCAAAAAUUGGACAAGCUUCUGGGCGAGUUGACCUCGGUGCACAAGACGCUGCAGUAUCACGGCGUGGAUCCCGAGGUCAUCAUGCAGCUGUUUAAGCAAUUGUUUUAUUUCAUGUGCGCCAGUGCCCUGAACAACCUGUUGCUGAGGAGCGAAUUGUGUCGAUGGACGAAGGGUAUGCAGAUAAGGUAUAACAUGAGCCAUUUGGAGCAGUGGGGCAGAGAUCGACGAUUAGAAGCCGCGUCGGAAGCAUUACAACCUAUCAUACAGGCAUCGCAGCUUCUGCAGGCUCGCAAGACGGACGAAGACGUUAAUUCCGUCUGCGAGAUGUGCAAUAAACUGACGGCUAAUCAAAUAGUGAAAAUUCUAAAUUUGUAUACGCCUGUCGACGACUAUGAGAGCCGAGUUCCUUUCUCAUUUAUCAAAAAGGUACAGGACAAACUGAAGGAACGCGGCGAGAACAACGAACAACUGUUAAUGGAUUUAAAGUAUUCCUAUCCCGUAAGAUUCUCAUUUAAUCCAUCGGACAUUCGACUCGAAGAUAUCGAGGUACCCGAGGUGCUUCAUUUACCUAUGCUCAAGAAGGUGUAACGCAAACCAGUCACGAUCCUGGUCAAGAUCCCCGCUCUAUCGUACUGUGUGUCCUUAGUUGAAAACGUUAUAUGCGAAUAACUGAAGCUCGCUUAGUCCACUUGUUCGUACGGAAAUUAUAGCGAUACCGAUAAUCCGGGCUACGUUUAGACGUAGACGCAUCGAGAACCAACUCAUCGAUACCAUGUUUUAUAUGUUUCUUUUUUACUCGGGUAAUUUCUAGAUUUUACGAUAUGUCAUCAACGUUCCGAAUCGCAUUUUCGCGUUCGAGGUCAAUUCUGUUACGUAGAUAGACGAUCGAGUCUCGAUAAGUGAAAAAGAACGAUAUUUUUUCGUUACUGUUACAUUGUACAGCGUUGUGCGUUGAAGUGUAAAGCACGAGUACGAAAUUCCUACAAGAACUUGAAACUUUUUUAUUAAUCAAUUUUAUUUGCAUUUUGUAACAAAUAAAUAUAGAUUCAAAGACAUAAGUCCUAUGUGAAUUUGUCGUUCCUUAAAGUACAACGAAAUGUUUAUCUCGUACUCAGAUUUCUUCCAAAUAGAAAUUGGAAAUUUCUGAAAAUAUAAAUCAAUUAAAUUCGGGAAUUAUGUACAUAGCACGAAUAAAAUUUCCAUAGUAUUAAAAAAAUAAUAAUUUAAUAUAUGAGAAUAAUGGAGGAUAAUAAUUGUAUGUACAAUAUCCAGUUUUCAUCUGUACAAUAAAAUGUUUUUUUUUGUACUCGAUCCUUGUGAGAAUUUCGUACACUUGAUAAAGUUGAAAACUUGUUGAAGAUGUAAUUAAUGUGUAAAAAAAGUGCAAGAGAGAGAGAAGAUAUAUGAUAUAUUAUGUUGGAAUAGAUUGUAUAUUUUGUGAUACGAGAGAAAAAGAAGAGAGUUAUUAUAAAAUUGGGUCCAAUAUCGGACUGAUAUAUGAAUGAAAAGAAAAAUACGAAGGCGACCGAAAGAAACCGGAGUAUAUAAUUGUUGUUAUAUUCUAAUUUAUAUAUAUAUAUAUAUAUAUAUAUAUAUAUAUAUAUAUAUGUAUUAUACAUAUAUGCAAUUGUAUUUUGUGCCAUUUUAUAAGUAGAUCGUAACAAUCCGUUUGUUAUUUCGUUCGGUCUGCCGUUGGUUUCACACAUCACAAACUCAUUCCACAAGAUGAUAGCUGAAAAGAAAAAGAUAUCCCUCGAAAUGUCAUAUAAACGGAAUAUAUUUACACAACUAACCUUGGCUCGAUGUGACAUAUUUAUUUGUUCCUACAGUCAAAAUAAAGUCGAGGUGUUGGAUAGCUCAGUGUUAAAGCAAUCGCUUGUUCAAUUCGCUGAAAAUCCGGGUUCGAUUCCCGGUCCUCUCACCUCAUAUGUAUGUAUAAGAAAAAAUUUUAACAAAAAAUACUAUCUCACUGUGAUGAAAUGAAUACCCACAAUUAAGUAUGAGCUUAUAAGCAAUAUAAAUCUUGAUAUUU